CGGACACAGGGAGCAGAAUAUAAAUACAUUACUACCGAAUACUCGAACUCGAACCCUUGUUGUUCUGAGUUUGGAAUCUGAACUACAACCUAAGCCUGAACCACAUACACACCAACAACAACAACAAAUCUAGCACCAAAUUUUGUUUUGUUUUGUUUGAAACCUCGUCUACACCUUAAAGAUCAAACACUUUGAUCUUCAUUUCACAAGUGUGCAACCCAGGGCGGAGAAGAUGCAGCAGACACCGCAAAUGAUUCCUAUGAUGCCUUCAUUCCCAUCUCAAAACAUUACCACCGAACAGAUUCAAAAAUUUCUUGAUGAGAACAAGAAGCUGAUUCUUGCAAUAUUGGACAAUCAAAAUCUUGGGAAACUUGCAGAAUGUGCCCAAUACCAAGCUCAGCUUCAAAAGAAUUUGAUGUACUUAGCUGCAAUUGCUGAUUCACAGCCACAAACACCUGCCAUGCCUCCACAGAUGGCGCCACAUCCUGCGAUGCAACAAGGGUUCUACAUGCAACAUCCUCAGGCUGCAGCAAUGGCUCAGCAACAAGGAAUGUUCCCCCAAAAAAUGCCAAUGCAAUUUGGCAAUCCGCAUCAAAUGCAGGAUCAGCAGCAACAGCAGCAGCAGCAGCAGCUACACCAGCAGGCCAUCCAAGGGCAGAUGGGGCUGAGACCUGGAGGGAUGAAUAACGGCAUGCAUCCAAUGCACAGCAACGAGGCUGCUCAUGGAGGCGGCAGCAGUGGCGGUCCACCUUCGUCUGCCGGUCCGAAUGAUGCCCGUGGUGGAAACAAGCAAGAUGCUUCUGAGACUGGGACAGCUGGUGGAGACGGCCAAGGAAGCUCUGCUGCGGCGCACAACAGUGGAGAUGGUGAAUCUUCUUAUCUUAAGGGUUCAGAAGAGGCAAAGUGACAUGUUUAUGUGUUUGUUUCAAAGAUACAUAUGACUGUUGAUAUUAGGUUUUUCUUAAGGAUAGGGCUAGUGUUAUCUGAUGACCUUUGAUAGGUCGACCGAAGAACAAAAGAGCUUUUAUUCAUAGCCAGAUAGGUAGGUGUUGACUUGUUGUGUUGUUAGCGUUUUGGCAUGCAGUAAGUUUGCUUCAACUGAAACUUCUGGUGCCAAAAUAUGAUGUACUCAGUACUGGAAGAGGUGAAAGCGUGUAGUCUACACUACGUUGGCGUUCAAAUUCGUGAUCAACUUAAGGAUCUCUUUGGUUUGGAAUAA
This is a messenger RNA of Lotus japonicus, 1219 nucleotides long. Its product is annotated as GRF1-interacting factor 3-like. NCBI's taxonomy places the organism in Eukaryota, Viridiplantae, Streptophyta, Magnoliopsida, Fabales, Fabaceae. The record is from RefSeq and is a predicted model, not a curated record. Gene Ontology annotation, cellular component: nucleus. Gene Ontology annotation, biological process: cell population proliferation; leaf development; positive regulation of transcription by RNA polymerase II. The transcript is spliced from 6 exons. Bases 233 to 907 code for a protein of 224 amino acids. Gene Ontology annotation, molecular function: transcription coactivator activity.